Molecule: messenger RNA, 828 nt
Organism: Orbilia oligospora ATCC 24927
Lineage: Eukaryota; Fungi; Ascomycota; Orbiliomycetes; Orbiliales; Orbiliaceae
Exons: 8
Coding region: 1-828 (275 amino acids)
Biological process (GO): proton transmembrane transport; potassium ion transport
Cellular component (GO): mitochondrial inner membrane
Source: RefSeq, a predicted model, not a curated record
AUGCGCUUGUUCCUCAUCCCGCUCACCCCUCGACGGGCAUUCGUUUACGGUCAUCACGUAGCACAAGAAGUCACCAAGAAGCGGUCUCUUCUCGAUCGGGCGAUUACGAAGUCAAGUGACAUUUGGUUGAGGUGGGAGAAAUAUGAGAAGGGGUGGCAGAAACAGCUCACAGUUCAUGGGAAUCGGUUACUCCGACGGAUACCGUACCAAGAAUGGUCACUUAAAUCAAUAUCAGCCCUGCCUCGAAAUAUUCCCGACAAUGAACGUCAGAAGAUUCCGGUCGUUUAUCCUCCCUCGGUGAUGACACCGGGCGAGAUACCAAGGCUGCUACAUAAACUAGGAACGGAAAACUCCGGAAUGCACAGACGACUCUUGAUGUGGUGCUUGAUUGGAAUGCCAAUAUCUGCGCCAUUCGCAUUAGUGCCGAUAAUACCGAAUAUCCCGUUUUUUUAUCUUGUAUUUAGGGCAUAUUCGCACUGGAGAGCUUUACAAGGAGGCCGACAUCUAGAAUUUCUCGUCAAAAAUAACCUUCUAGAUCCUCAACCUGACACACAACUCGACAGGAUUUACAAAACCAAAAUAGAAAGAGUAGUUGAGGAUGUCAAUAUUGAUAAAGAAACCAUCCAACAAGCUGCAGAAGCAGGUGUAAUGGAUGAAGCGGCGGAGGAGCAUCUACAGGAAGAGUUUGAAUUGAUAGGAGAACCCACUGCGAAAGAGGUUGCCGAGGUUCUCAAAAUACCGCAACUUGUUGUUGAACUCGAAAGGGCGUGCGAACAAGUCCACGAGCAAGUGGAGGAAAAACGGAAGGGGGUGAAGAAGGAGCUGUAA